Messenger RNA from Insectozyma verbasci, 4572 nucleotides. Lineage: Eukaryota; Fungi; Ascomycota; Pichiomycetes; Serinales; Debaryomycetaceae. The record is from the annotation of a GenBank genome assembly.
AUGGAACUGUUAACAAAGGGUACCAAAUUAUGGUACCCAAAUCAAAAUGAUGGUUUCACUCCAACAUCUAUAAAAUCAAUUAAACAAGUAGAUGAUAAGUAUCAUGUUGAAUUACAAUCUGAAAACGAUGAUACAAUUUAUACCAUGGAAAUUAAUGGUAUUGAUGAUGUUCAAUUUAGAAAUCCUUUAGGUAUGGAUGCUUCUGAGGAUUUAACAAGUUUAUCAUUUUUAAAUGAAGCAAGUAUUUUACAUUCUAUUAAAGUCAGAUUUCAGCAAUUAAAUAUUUACACAUAUUCUGGUAUAGUUUUAAUUGCCACUAAUCCUUUUCAAUCAGUUGAUUCUUUAUAUAGUCCAGAUAUGGUACAAGCAUAUUCAGGUAAAGCAAAAGGAGAAUUAGAACCACAUUUAUUUGCAAUUGCUGAAGAUGCUUACGCAUCAAUGAAAUCAAAUGGUGAAAAUCAAACUAUAAUUGUUUCUGGUGAAUCAGGUGCAGGUAAAACAGUUUCUGCUAAAUUUAUAAUGAGAUAUUUUGCUUCAGUUGAAGAAGAAUCUGAAUUGGAGCAAAAUUUAGGUACUAGCCACAAAUCAGAUAUGUCGGAAGUUGAAACUCAAAUAUUAGCAACAAAUCCAAUUUUGGAAUCUUUUGGUAAUGCAAAAACUACAAGAAAUGAUAAUUCAUCAAGAUUUGGUAAAUAUUUAGAAAUUUUAUUUGAUAACGAAACUUCAAUUAUUGGUGCUAGAAUAAGAACUUAUUUAUUAGAAAGAUCAAGAUUAGUAUUUCAACCACAAACUGAAAGAAAUUAUCAUAUUUUUUAUCAAUUAUUAGCUGGAUUAGAACCUGAAACAAAGAAGAAAUUAAAUUUAUUAACUGCUGAUGAUUAUAAAUAUACAAAUCAAGGUGGUAUGUCUAAAAUUGAAGGUGUUGAUGAUGCAAAAGAUUUCUACAUAACAAGAGAUUCUUUAGAAUUGAUUGGAAUAGAUUUGAAAAAACAAUUGGAAAUUUAUAAAAUAUUAGCUGCAUUAUUACACAUUGGUAAUAUUGAAAUUGCACCAACAAGAAAUUCAGCAAAUUUAUCAAGUGAUGAACCAAAUUUAGUUAAAGCUUGUGAAUUAUUAGGUAUUGAUCCAGUCUUGUUUGCCAAAUGGUGUGUUAAAAAGCAAAUUACAACAAGAUCUGAAAAAAUUACUAGUGAUUUGAAUCAUAAACAAGCUGUAGUUGCAAGAGAUUCAUUUGCUAAAUAUAUUUAUUCUGCAUUAUUUGAUUGGUUAGUUGAUUAUGUCAAUAGUGAUUUAUGUCCUGAUGAAGUUGCAGCAAAAGUAAAAUCUUUUAUUGGUGUUUUAGAUAUUUAUGGUUUUGAACAUUUUGAUAAAAAUUCAUUUGAACAAUUUUGUAUUAAUUAUGCUAAUGAAAAAUUACAACAAGAAUUUAAUCAACAUGUUUUUAAAUUAGAACAAGAAGAAUAUAUAAAAGAACAAAUUGAAUGGAGUUUUAUAGAUUUUGCUGAUAAUCAACCAUGUAUUGAUUUAAUUGAAAAUAGAUUAGGUAUACUAGCAUUAUUAGAUGAAGAAUCAAGAUUACCAUCAGGUAAUGAUGUAUCGUGGAUUGAAAAAAUGUAUCAAAAUUUAAGUAAAGCUCCAACUGAUAAGGUUUUUAAAAAACCAAGAUUUGGUCAAACUAAAUUUGUUGUUAGUCAUUAUGCAUUAGAUGUUACUUAUGAUAUGGAUGGUUUUAUAGAAAAAAAUAGAGAUACUGUUGGUGAAGGACAUUUAGAUGUUAUGAAAAAUACAACUAAUCCAUUACUUAAAUCUAUUUUGGAUAUAAUUGAUAAAAAUUCAGCAACUGUAGAACCCAAACCAGGUAAAAUUGCCAAUAAAAAGCCAACAUUAGGUUCAAUGUUUAAAAAUUCACUUAUUGAAUUGAUGAAGACUAUAAAUUCAACAAAUGUUCAUUAUAUAAGAUGUAUUAAACCAAAUGAAGAAAAGAAAGCUUGGGAAUUUAAUUCAUUAAUGGUUUUAUCACAAUUAAGAGCAUGUGGUGUUUUAGAAACUAUUAGAAUAUCUUGUGCUGGUUUCCCUUCAAGAUGGACAUAUGUUGAAUUUGCUGAUAGGUAUCAUAUAUUAGUUCCUUCAAAUGAUUGGAUUAAAGUUAUGUCAGGAGAAACAACUCAAGAAUCUGUUAGUGAAUUGUGUAAUCAAAUAUUAACCAGAAAUAUUCAAGAUAAACAAAAAUAUCAAUUAGGUAAUAGUAAAAUUUUCUUUAAAGCUGGUAUGUUGGCAUAUUUUGAAAAAUUAAGAUCUGAUAAAUUAUAUCAAUCAGCUGUAAUGAUUCAAAAGAAUAUGAGAAGAAGAUUUUAUAGAAAGAAAUAUAUUGAAACAAGAAAUUCACAUAUUAAAUUACAAGGUUUGAUACGUGGUUAUAUAAAGAGAAGACAAGUUAAAGAAGCACAAGAAAAAGAAGCUGCAACUUUAAUCCAAACAUCUAUAAGAGGUUAUUUAGCAAGAAAGCAAUAUGCAGAUACAUUAAAUUCAGUUAUAAUAUUACAAAAAUCAAUAAGAGGCUUGCAAGCAAGAAAGAAUUUUGCAUCAUUACGUACUGAAAAAUCAGUAACUACUAUCCAAAAAUCAAUUAGAGGUUAUCAAGCACGAAAAGAUUUUAAUAAAACUAGAAAUUCAGCUGUUAUUAUACAGUCUGCAUUUAGAAGACAAUAUGCUAUACGAGAAUUGAAACAAUUAAAAGUUGAAGCCAAAUCUGUUAAUAAAUUAAAAGAAGUUUCAUAUAAAUUGGAAAAUAAAGUUAUUGAUUUAACUCAAUCAUUAACCGCUAAAAUACAAGAUAAUAAAAAAUUAAUGGAAGAAAUUACCAAUUUAAAAGCUUUAUUAGAACAACAAGGUCAAGCUCAUGAAACUUUAAAAUCUAAAGAAGUUGAAUUUAAUGAACGUUUUGAUUCUAAAAAUGUUGAACAUCAACAUGAAGUUGAAAAAUUAAAUCAAGAAUUGGCUGCUAUUAAAUCUGAAUAUGCAUCUGCUGAAGCUAAAAUACAACAAUUAUCAAAAGAACAAGCUGAAUUAAAACAAGAAGUACAAAGAAAUAUUGAAGAAUUAAAUCAAACCAAGAAUGAUUUAGUUAAACGUGAUACAAUUGAAGUUGAUUUGAAAACUCAUAUUGAACAAUUAAAAUCAGAAUUGGCACAAUUACAAAAGAAUGGUACAUUACCAAAACAAAAAAGUGUUAGUAAACGUCAUAGUAGUGCAUUGGCAUGGAAUAAUCAACCAAUUGAUAAUAAUGCAAGACCAGUUUCAGUUAUUGCUGUUUCAAAUGAUGAUGAAUCUAAUAUUGAUGAUAUUAAUGAUGAAUUAUUUAAAUUAUUAAGAGAUUCUCGUCAAUUACAUAGAGAAAUUGUUGAAGGUUUAUUAAAAGGUUUGAAGAUUCCACCAGCUGGUGUUGCAGCAGAUUUAACAAGAAAAGAAGUUUUAUUCCCAUCAAGAAUUAUAAUUAUAAUAUUAUCUGAUAUGUGGAGAUUAGGUUUAACUAAAGAAUCUGAAGAUUUUCUUGGUGAAGUAUUAUCAUCAAUUCAAAUUAUUGUUUCAUCAUUAAAAGAUGAUGAUGUUAUACCCCAUGGUGCAUUUUGGUUGUCAAAUACUCAUGAAUUAUAUUCAUUUGUUUCAUAUGCUCAACAUACAAUUUUACAGAAUGAUACUUUAUCUCAUGAAAUGAGCAAAGAAGAAUUUGAUGAAUAUUUAAAAUUAGUUGCUGUUGUUAAAGAAGAUUUUGAAUCAUUAUCAUACAAUAUUUAUAAUAUGUGGAUGAAAAAAAUGGAAAAAGAUCUAGAGAAAAAAGCAGUUUCAGCAGUUGUUUUAUCACAAUCAUUACCUGGUUUUAUGGCACCUGAAAAUUCACCAUUUUUAGCAAAAGUAUUUUCACAAGGUGUUCAAUAUAAAAUGGAUGAUAUUUUAAGUUUUUUCAACUCAGUUUAUUGGUCAAUGAAAUCAUAUUUUAUUGAAGUUGAAGUUAUAAAUGCAGUUAUAAUUGAAUUAUUAAGAUUUGUUGAUGCAUUAUGUUUUAAUGAUUUAAUAAUGAGAAGAAACUUUUUAUCAUGGAAAAGAGGUUUACAAUUAAAUUAUAAUGUUACAAGAUUAGAAGAAUGGUGUAAAGGUCAUGAUAUAGAAGAAGGUUCAGCAUAUUUAAAUCAUUUAUUACAAGCUGCAAAAUUAUUACAAUUACGUAAAAAUACUCCAGAAGAUAUAAGUAUUAUAUAUGAAAUUUGUUAUGCAUUAAAACCAAUUCAAAUUCAAAAAUUAAUUUCACAAUAUUAUGUUGCUGAUUAUGAAACUCCAAUUGCACCAAAUGUUUUACAAGUAGUUGCUGAUAGAGUUAAACAAAGUGAUUCUAAUAAUGCCGAUGAUUUAUUUGAAUUAGUACUGACUGAUGGUCAUUUUAAUGAUCCAUUUAGAAAUAUUGAUUUAAGACCUUUUUCAAGAGUUGAAGCUUAUGUACCUGCUUGGUUAAAUUUACCUGUAAUUAGAAGAAUUGUUGAAUUAGUUGCUAAAAAUGCAUCUGUUCAAGAAGAGUAG